AUGAAACUUCCACUGGUGCCGUUUAAAUUGGUUACUGAGUUUAUGGACUCAAACGAAAUAAUAAAGUUAUCGAUGUGCUCUUAUCGUCUGGAAUCUUUUCUCAGAAUUUCGAAAUACAAACUGAAGAAACUCACUGUUCAUUUGAGCGACCAACGUUUAAGAUACGAUUUCGCUCAGUCGAAUAACUUCUUAUCUAUUCUUUUCCGGAAGCAGAAGACUGAAAAACAGUUGGAGCCAGUUUCGAAAAUGCAACAGUUAUGGGAAAGAUACGACGGUGAAGAUAACACAUUUUUAAUGAUUGAAUAUUUUUCAUCUAACACGGUUUUCGACUUGUAUAAAUGCAUCAAUGCACUAUUUUCUUGUUCUUUAGUGGGAUGGAACUUUUGUUUAGACCAACUGAGCACUGAAACUAUGAUGCAUUACUUGAACUUAUCACUAGCAGAAAAAUGCACCUGGUUCUCAUUUAUGAGAGGCAGUUUAAGUACUCCACUGUUAACCGAACUGAUGGACAAAAUACCGGUGUCGAAGCGACUUAAAAUUGAUUCAGAUAUUCCAAUAGAUUUUAAGCAUUCGAAUGCCUUAAAAUACCAUGUCACUAGAUAUAACAAUGGUAAAUGGAUAACUCUGAAUGAUCUGAAAUCAAUUAGAAAUGUUGGUUGGAUAGAGUUAAAGUCCACAAUUUUCGAUUGUAAUGAUGUCAACCAAUUUUUGAAUUAUUGGGUGAAUUGUGAAGAAGAUAUGCAGAAACUACUGGAUUUAAAUUUGAAUGAAGGCACAUUAAUCGACGAAGAUGUUCUUACUGAUCAACUCAUCACUGUGCAUGUCGAAGGGGCCAGUUCUCCUAAUUUUUUUAUAAAAGCAAAGAAUCACAAACACAGGAAAUUCGCACUUGGCCAUUUGGAGAUAGAGAACGAUAACUUGGUCAGAUUUUCUUCUUGGGAAGCUGUUGGAGAUAUCCAUGUUUUUAGAAUUCUCGAGUUGCUCGAGAGGAAAAAGGAGUUGGAAGAAGAAAUAUCGAUGAUAGAGAAAAGAGGAAAUCAGGUCGAUAUUUCUGAUUUCUCAGAAGAAAUGAGACAAAAUAAUUAUAAAUAUGAAGAACUACGGCGUUUGAAAAUAAGUUUGAUGAACAAGACCACGUCGGAUUUCAUUUUGAAAUUUAAGAUACUGGCUAUCCAAAUGUCUUGUUUGGGUAUUGGUGGAUAA
Molecule: messenger RNA, 1203 nt
Organism: Caenorhabditis remanei
Lineage: Eukaryota; Metazoa; Nematoda; Chromadorea; Rhabditida; Rhabditidae
Exons: 5
Coding region: 1-1203 (400 amino acids)
Source: RefSeq, a predicted model, not a curated record